Exophiala aquamarina CBS 119918 is the source of this 1305-nucleotide messenger RNA. RefSeq lists its product as uncharacterized. The record is from RefSeq and is a predicted model, not a curated record. Bases 1 to 1305 code for a protein of 434 amino acids. Gene Ontology annotation, molecular function: monooxygenase activity; heme binding; iron ion binding. The transcript is spliced from 4 exons. NCBI's taxonomy places the organism in Eukaryota, Fungi, Ascomycota, Eurotiomycetes, Chaetothyriales, Herpotrichiellaceae.
AUGACAAUGAGUCUGACGCUGCUUUCGAGCACCAUUAGCAUCUUCAUCCUAAUCUAUAUUACGUACCAGAGAUAUUUUUCUUGUCUCUCCUCCAUACCAGGCCCAUUCGGCGCUAGCAUUUCGAAGUGGUGGCUAAUCAAACAUACUAGGAGAGGGGACUUCCACCGACAGGUUGUUCGCUUACACGAUACUUAUGGUCCUCUGGUUCGCAUAGCACCGAAUGAGAUCUCAAUUAUCGACCCACUUACUAUUAAGAAAAUUUAUGGGGCUGGCUCAAAAUUUCGCAAAGCAGAGUGGUACGAUGUUCUCCAAGGAGGCCGCAAGUUUGACCUCUUCGGCGAGCAAGACAUCGCGGUCCAUGCCUCUCAGCGCCGCCUUGUGAGUCGAAUUUAUGCAAUGGAGACUCUCAAAGAUCUUGAGCCAUACGUAGAAGCCACCAUUCAGCGUUUCAUGGCCAAGAUAAAGCAGAUGCUGGACGACAAGAAAGCCAUUGAUGUUGACAUCGGAAAGUGGCUGCAGUUGUUUGCCUUUGACGUUAUUGGGGAAGUAACCUUCUCUCAACCAUUUGGUUUCUUGGAUGCCCAAGAAGAUGAUGGGAUCUUCUCCAGGAUUCAUAAGAGCGUCGCGUCGGGUGUGUGGCUGGGCCAUGUCCGAUGGAUACUAAGCCUGCAUAAUUCUCUUAUGCCGAUAUUGGGCAAUUACCUUGCCAUAAAUGACAAGGAAGGCUUUGUGAGAGACUAUACAAUACGACAAGUCAAUAGCAGAAUGGAGCGUGGGAGUGACCGCCCAGAUAUUCUAGGGAAAUUGUUCGCAGUCCACGAGGAAAAGCCUUCGGCACUCUCAAUGGCCAAUAUCACAUCAGUGUGUUCCAGCAAUGUCGGCGCAGGAAGUGACACGACGGCGAUAUCUUUAAGAGCCAUCCUUUGGUUUCUUUUAACAAAUCCUGAGAAAAAGGCAAAGCUGCUCCACGAAAUCGAUGCAACAGCCUGGGAGUUCGGAGUUAUCGAGGCUUUCGAUUAUCAAAGAUCAAUGAGAAUGCCGUACCUGCAGGCAGUAAUUUAUGAGGCACUCCGGUUGUAUCCUGCCAUCGGUAUGGCAUUGCCUCGAAUUGUACCACCUGAUGGACUUUCCGUGGGGGAGAAGUUCAUACCUGGAGGCGCCGUGGUCUCGACCAGCGCAUGGGCUUUGCACCGCAAUCAGGAGAUAUUUGGUGACGACGUUGAGAAUUUUCGACCGGAAAGGUGGCUUGAAGAAAAAACGGGUGGCAUGCGUAUGAGCAUCGGAUUCUGUGUCGCUUCAAGAUGA